UACACGUUUUCCCCAGGAGCUUCGGUCGUCAUCACAGGCUUGGGGUCGGAGACCAAGCGGUGACCAUGGCCAGGCUGGCGCUGUCUCCCGUGCCCGCUGACUGGCUGGUAGUGUUGCUGCUGCUUCUUCCAGCAGGUGAGAUGGUGCCGGAAGCCCAAAUAAAGGACCUGUACAGGAAUCCUGAAGGAAGCACUUGUUCCCAGAUCUGGCAGCACCCACGUUUCAUGGCCAAGAAACGGGGUUCCACGGUGACAAUAGAGUGCUUCAUGAAGAUUCUGGGCAACGUGAACUGGCUCCGGAAGCAGGCUGCGGACUCGGAGCCCAAGCUGCUGCACCUGGAGCAGGGACACAUAGAGCAGACCCAGAGCGCCACCAACGCCACCCUCAUCAUCCGUAACAUCCAGUAUCAGGACAAUGGCAUCUACUUCUGUCAGCAAGAGUGCCCAGAAGGCUCCCCUGAGAGGGGCUGUGGCACCGAACUUCGAGUCAUGGGGUUCAGCACCUUGGCGCAGCUGAAGCGGCGAAACACACUGAAAGAUAGCAUCAUCCUGAUCCAGACCCUGCUCAUCAUCGUCUUCAUCAUCGUGCCCAUCUUCCUGCUGCUGGACAAGGAUGACCACAAGGCUGGAAUGGAAGAAGAUCAUACCUACGAGGGCCUGAACAUUGACCAGACGGCCACCUACGAGGACAUAGUGACUCUGCGGACAGGGGAGGUGAAGUGGUCAGUGGGUGAGCACCCAGGCCAGGAGUGAGAGACCAGCCGUCCCCAUGCCCCCGGGCACAGCCUGCUGCGCCCUCAGUGACUGCUUCAGAGCCACCUGGCUCCCAGUCCACCCCCUUUUCCAUGGACCCACUGUCGGCCUCCCAAACUGGCCCACCAGAUCCGCCUGCCCCGCCAGCCCCUGGUCCCCAGCUCUUGCCGAAGGGACUGGAGUGGAAGCGCCACAGGGCAGUGAUUUGGAGCAGGGAGUUCUCUGGGAACAGGCUGGACCCAGCCUUCUGGGGGUGCUAUGUGGGGAUCCACCCCACGUUCAGGUCGGGGAAGACAGAGACUUGUCUGGAAGCUACAAAGGGACUCAGAGCAGACCAGCUUCCUGUGAAGCCCGAGAAGGGCCACGGCUGGCCCACCCCCCUUGGCCGCAGAUGGGCCACCGAGAGCUUCAUCCAUCUCCCACUCUCUCCUACCCUCUCCCACCCCGGGGGGCUCCUAGCCUCGAGCCCAUUCUCCCAUGGAAUAAAUAACGUGU
Pteropus alecto (black flying fox) is the source of this 1247-nucleotide messenger RNA. It is a transcript of the gene CD79B, whose product is annotated as CD79b molecule. The transcript has 6 exons. Gene Ontology annotation, molecular function: transmembrane signaling receptor activity. The record is from RefSeq and is a predicted model, not a curated record. Gene Ontology annotation, cellular component: membrane; external side of plasma membrane; B cell receptor complex. NCBI's taxonomy places the organism in Eukaryota, Metazoa, Chordata, Mammalia, Chiroptera, Pteropodidae. The coding region runs from base 66 to 752 and encodes 228 amino acids. Gene Ontology annotation, biological process: B cell differentiation; B cell receptor signaling pathway.